CGCACCCGCUCCACGCGACACGGGCGGGAACCGCGAGGCCAACGGCGAGAGCGCGAGCAGGCGGAAAGCCACGCUACGAUUGGCUGACAGGUGAGCACGAGAACGGGGGCACCGGCCGGGCGUGGCGAAGGCCGCGCUACCGCAGCGGAGACCGGGUGCGGGACACGGAGCACCUCAAGCCGCAGAUUCAGCGCCGAGGGCGGGAUUAGAAAAGACCGAAAUGAACCGCCGGCCGCACAUUCAGGCCUUAAAAUAAAUCAGCGGCGGGCAUAUUCCAGUGGUCAGCCCGGAUUGGCCGCGCCCGACGACGGGAAAGGAACAACUUCCAUGUUCAAAAGCGCCGGCAGGGAAAGGGGCGGAGCUUGACGGGGCGCGGUGACGUCAGAGCGCCGAGCCGUGUCGUCACGCGUGGGGGUUUCUUGGAUGUGCGGAGCGGCAACAUUGUACGGAGUGUGAUUGUGGAGUUUACUGAUCAAUGAACAGCCUCGCUGUGGGAGUCAACAGGAAGCAGCAUGGUUUAGGAGCUGGAGUACUUUUUGUGAAAAGAGAUUAAGGCCAUCAGGAGAUUUUGGGAUAUUGAAACCUGUGAAUUUUGAUGUCUGUCUCCAGUUUUGGUGUGGAUACAAAACUAAUCCACCUUCAGUCAUCCUGGUGCUGACCUCUGACCUCAUGUCUGUGCCUGUUAUGGACAAACACAAAGUAAAGCGAGCACGUCUCGAUCGUAUUUGUGAAGGCAUUCGUCCUCCCAUUUUAAAUGGCCCAAUGCACCCACGCCCAUUAGUGGCACUUUUGGAUGGCCGGGAUUGCACUGUAGAGAUGCCAGUCCUGAAGGAUGUUGCGACAGUGGCCUUCUGUGAUGCACAGUCUACUCAGGAGAUACAUGAGAAGGUACUGAAUGAAGCAGUGGGUGCCCUAAUGUACCAUACCAUUACAUUAACACGGGAAGACCUUGAGAAAUUCAAAGCACUUCGAAUUAUCGUCAGGAUUGGCAGCGGUUAUGACAAUGUCGACAUCAAAUCUGCAGCAGAUUUGGGGAUUGCCGUUUGUAACAUUCCCUCGUCGUCAGUAGAAGAAACAGCAGAUUCGGCAUUGUGUCACAUAUUAAACCUUUACAGGCGGUCAACGUGGCUCCAUCAAGCCUUGCGAGAGGGUACAAGAGUGUCAAGUGUUGAGCAGAUCCGAGAAGUAGCAGCUGGAGCAGCUCGAAUCCGUGGAGAAACUCUGGGCAUCAUUGGACUGGGCCGUAUUGGUCAGGCAGUAGCUUUGCGGGCCAAAACAUUUGGAUUCAGUGUAAUCUUCUAUGAUCCAUACCUGCCAGAUGGAGUGGAGAAGUCGCUUGGUCUGCAGAGAAUUAGCACCUUGCAGGAUCUGCUGCUUCAUAGUGACUGUGUGACCUUGCACUGUAGCCUAAAUGAGCACAAUCAUCACCUCAUCAAUGACUUCACCAUAAAACAGAUGCGUCAAGGCGCAUUCCUGGUGAACACUGCACGAGGAGGUCUGGUAGAUGAAAAAGCAUUGGCACAGGCACUGAAGGAUGGACGGAUACGGGGGGCAGCUUUGGAUGUUCAUGAAUCAGAGCCUUUCAGCUUUAGUCAGGGGCCUUUGAAGGAUGCGCCAAAUCUCAUUUGCACCCCACACACAGCGUGGUAUAGUGAACAGGCUUCAAUUGAAGUGCGAGAAGAGGCAGCUAGAGAAAUCCGAAGAGCUAUCACAGGACGGAUUCCAGAUACCUUGAAAAAUUGUGUGAAUAAAGAGUAUCUAGCUGCAGCUGCACAGUGGACUGGCAUUGACCCUGUGGCUGUACAUCCUGAGCUGAAUGGUGCUGCUUACAGAUUCCCGAGUGGAGUGGUUGGGGUAACAGCAGGAGGUAUCCCUGCGGCAGCGGUUGAAGGAAUCGUAGCGGGUGCCAUCCCUAUGCAGCAUGGGAUGCCUUCAGUAGCCCAUCCUUCUCACACACCAUCCCCAGGCCAGACAGCCAAAUCGGAACCAGACAGAGAUAUCCCUGCUGACCAAUAGCAGCUCUCAAGAGAAGAAAAGAAAUGGCAUUCCUCACCUUUUUUGACCUUUUAACCUUCUGUCAGGAUGCAGCCCAAAAGUUCGCAGCAAAAAAGAAAAAUAAGUGGGACUACAAAAUGUAGUUAAUGCAGUUAAAUGAAGCGUGGAAUCUUACUGCAUUUCCAAUUGACGUCUGUAAUUCUGUGACCUUAUAUGAAAAGGAAAGAAACCUUGUAGUACCUCAAGUCAGCCAUGAAUGUACUCUGUCUGUGUACAGUUUUGUAGAAGCCACAGAUUUGUUUAGCUGUGAAUAUACUUUUUAAAAAGAAAGUGAAAAUAUACAAGACUUCCUACUUUUGCAUAUGGAGAUGCUUUGUCAGUGCACAGAAUUCUCAGGCAAAAAAACCUUCAUGAUUUCUUGUCUUAGUUUAUUCAGCAACUUGCACCAAGUUCCUUCAAAAUUUUUAUUAUGGUGGCUAUAAACGUCCCAGGUUAGCUGGUAUCCCAAUUACAAUAUUUGGUGGAAAAUACGUCAUACCAGUAGACUGAAAAUGUGCUUUCUCUCUCUCCCUCUUGCACUCAUCUUCUCCAUAACUCAUCAGUUUUUUUUAAUUGUUUAAUGCUUUUGAUGUUCGAAGUCUAGUCAUAAAGAAACUCUUAUGUGAGCUGAUCUCUACCGUACCUACUCAUUUUUGCAAUUCAAUUAGGGCAGUGCGAUUCAGGUUUGAUUUUGCUAUCCCCAUUGUCAUUUGUGUUUUGUUCCUGCAGUUUAUUCAUACUUGGCCAUUUUUUUUUCCUUUCCAUUUAAAACUACUUUCUUCUCUCAAAUACCCCACCACCUCAACACCACCCCCCCCCAAAUAAAAAUAUGCAAUCUCUGGAUGAGAAAUGGUUUUCAUUUAAUAAGCAGCACAUGGAUUUUUAUUUGGCUUGUUGCAUAGAGCACUACAGUAGUAAGUGUGGAUUGGGUAACUCCUCUGGAGAGUUGGCUUUUUUCCUUUAUCUCAAUUUUAAAAAGAGCUUUUUUUAGAAUCUGUUUCUAUAAGCAUUAAAUCUGUUGGCACUCACCAAUAUUCCAGUACAACCUUGCAUCAAGUAUACCUAUAGGGACUUGAAGCAACUAUUAUCUUUGCACCAUGAUUUUUACAAAUGCAUUUUGACAUUUUAAACAAAUACCCAAGGAUUUUUUUCUUCUGUUUAGAAUGAGAAUUUUUGUCAGUUAUAAUGUGAAGUAGAAACCAUAUUAGGAAUUUGAACAGAAUCAUUUGCUGUGCUGUUAUGGCCAUUGAAACUGUGAGUCCUGGCACCCAAUUGCUAAAUAAGUUUUAAAUCCUUCCCCAUGCUUCUUGCUCCCUGAUCAUUUUUUUUUUGUUAGAAACAAUCAUGUUUGUGGCUGUAAUCAUUGGUAUGAGAUAUUUUAAUAAAACCCAACAAAAAUGA
Hypanus sabinus (Atlantic stingray) is the source of this 3435-nucleotide messenger RNA. Its product is annotated as C-terminal-binding protein 1-like. NCBI's taxonomy places the organism in Eukaryota, Metazoa, Chordata, Chondrichthyes, Myliobatiformes, Dasyatidae. The record is from RefSeq and is a predicted model, not a curated record. Gene Ontology annotation, molecular function: transcription corepressor activity; NAD binding; oxidoreductase activity, acting on the CH-OH group of donors, NAD or NADP as acceptor. The transcript is spliced from 11 exons. The coding region runs from base 670 to 2016 and encodes 448 amino acids.